AUAUUGUAAUGAAACAGCAGGGAGCAGGUCUCGAACCCUUGACUUUCUAGCCCGAGGUCGUCUUACAGGAACGCGUUCACCGGCCAAGCACACGCACUGUCGUGGGUGCAAGGUUCGAUCACUUCUGACACCAAUGUAAUGAAACAGCAGGGAGCAGGUCUCGAACCCUCGACCUUCUAGCCCGAGGUCCGGCGUGCUAUCGACUGUGCCGCAAAAGCAUGCUCGUGCGGCAUAAUCGAUUUCCGUGCUUAUAAACCCAGGGUCGUUACACUAUGAUACAAUAUUCAGUACUUGAUGCAUUAACAACUUGUCCUAUCAUCAACUGAUUUCAGCCAGUAUAUGGCUGUGGAUUGACUGCAUUGUUUGAAUGGAAUGUUGGAAUAUUAGCAGUUCAUUUGAAACAUUAUUGGAAUCAUUCCUCUAGAACUGUCUGGCUAGCUAGCUAACACACAUACAGUGCAGAUACAUUCUUCUCAUUUAUUGUUUUACACAAUAUCUCAGCGCCAGCAAACCAUGUUUGACCAUCUACCUGAACAACAUGGCUGACAUUCGGAGAACCAUAAAAAGGUUUUCUACCGUUCUAGUAUUCCAAUUCCUUUUUCUAUGCGUGCAGCCUAUCUGUAACCAUGACUACUGGAGGAAGCUAGACAACUUUUCCGCUGUUUUAGAGAGGGUUUGGAUGAAGGCACCGCCAACCGAGGGUAGAGGACCUACAGGCGAAAAGAAGUGCAGACGUCCUAAAAUAAGAAAAUCAUGACCACAAAAUCCCCGGGCACGAGCCCUCAAAGAUGCUUGGCUACCAACAAUGCAAAACGAGUGCCACUGACACAGAAAAAGGCCACUGUACCCAGCCGUCCAGUACCAAGCAGGGUACCAACAAAGAGACACGCCUCUCUGCUACCAAGGUCUACUAGACAUGCUGCCAGUGCCAGGCCAGCUGGCUGCACUCAGAACCACAUAGAACAACUGCCACCUGAGAUCCUAAUGAAGAUCCUGUGGAACCUGGAUGCCUCUUCUCUCUACUGCAUUGGCUAUGUCAACAAGCUAUUAUAUAAGCUGGCCAAAAACAAUGCAAUGUGGCGUAAAAUGUAUUCUGCAAAAUAUGGGGAGAGUAAGAACUUGAAGGCCAAGCGCAUGGACGAGGUUGUGGAGAAGCUGAGUGUGAUGAAAGUUCAGGAGAGACCAGAGGGCUACUGGAGAAGGCUGUACUUUAGGACCGUAGCUGGCUACAACCACACCAAGUGGUUGAAGGAGCUGAGAACCAUCAAUCCCUUCACAGGCCUUCCCAGUCACACAGAGAGAGUCCUCAGAGAGCAGCGUGUGGCCUGGGAGAUCACAGUGUGUGACAGGUCGGUCUGUGAGGGGACUUUUGAGCAGAGCCACACCUACUACAGUGACUCGUCAGUGACAUUGUGCUGGACCAACGGUUCAUGGCCCGCCUUCCACCAACUCUCUACCGUACAGCUUCACGGUGUCAAGAGAGUUCCCCUCAAAUGUCCCAGCGCCAUCAAGCCAGGCUGGAGGUCUCUGAUGGCUCAGUUGGAUAUUGACACCAUCUCUAAGAGCAGCCAGGUGAUUGGUGGAGACAGACUGGUCAAGUUGGUGCUGCUGUCGCCAGGCAUCGUCAUCGGCAUCUGGAGGGGCCAGUCGUCCAUAGCCUUUGUGAUGGCCACCUUCCACUACCACAGGCUGUUGGAAAGGAGUCUCCUGGGCUCAUCUGUUUGCCCAUACACCAUUCCAGAGAACAGGCCUCUUUUUGACGACGUGGACCCAAACUACGGUCUCCAUGGUUACACGCUACACAUUACCCUCCACAACACUGUGACGGAGAUCAUGUCUGGCCACUUCCCUCAGCUCUUCUGCCGGAAAGGUCAGAUCAAUGAAGGUUUCAUCCAGCUGAAUGCCAUCAUCAGGAGUAACCAGUCUCGGCAGACCCCUCUCUCUGCCAGGGUCAGCCUGCCCUGGAGGUCUGAUGCUCUGGAGGGGACUGUGAAGAACUGCUGCAUGAUGAGCCUGACUCUGCUGGAUGAGUCCCAGAUACCCUUCUGGUGUGUCAGCACGCCUGUCUCCAUGGUGCUGGCCAAUGAGGAGCCUUUCUCCUAUGACUAUGACUACCAGGGCCAGCACUUCCUGAUCAAGUACCAGGAUGCAGAGGGAAAGGUACAGAUGGACGUGGUGCUGCUGGAGGAACAGAGACAGUUCUUCCUUAUUAAUCUGGUUGUCUACAUCAGCACAGUCAAAGUCAACCAGCACUUUGGCAGAGCCUACUAAGGCUCCUGUUUAGGGGGUACUGUAAGUUUGUACUAUAUGAUCUCUGCCUAGUUUUUUUUAGGUACAUGUCCCUAUGCCUAGAGCUGUUGCGGUGACCAUAUUACCGCCACACCGGGGGUCACGAUUCAUGAGGGCAGUCAAAUUCCACGUGACUGUUUAGUCACGGUAAUUAGGCUUCUCCAAGCUGCUGAUGGUCAUUAGUAGCCUACCAAACUUUCUAACUGCCUGGUACUCAGCACUCUAUUGUCCCUCGAAUCACUCUGACAUCAAUGCAAAUAUAUUCGAAUAUCUAAUCAAACACUUCAUGAGAGCCCAUGAGCUCAUGUUACGCAACAUUUCUAUAGGCUAUGCAAUUGUGGGAGAAAACAGCUAUUAAAAAGAGGAGGAUCUCAUCAGCUUUCUAUAAGCUAGGCCUACUAUAUUUAUUUCUCAACUUUCUUAAUAUUAAGCACAUUGCUUAAAUUGAAUAUAAACCACAGGGGAAAGCGUCCUCCUUUCGCUAUUUAAGUGCAUAGAUGACAUGUAUUUUUUCCUGCUGCCGUUUCGAUACAGGUGCAUGAUAAUGGUCCAUUCUAAAUCAAAACAAAAGUCACACACAUAUUAUUUAGUAUAUGUAAAGACAAGAUUAAAUCAAGAAUAGUCUGAUGAGUGACAAUAUUAGCCUACCACUUGUGAAUUCUAAAUGAUCACUUGUGAAUGAUGCCCCCUAUGUUCGAAUCAUAGUCGCACACCCCAUGUAGCCUAGCCUAUAGGCCUGUAUGUUUUAAUAAGGUUUGUAUCACAACUAAAGUUGCCAAAUAACUUCAUAAAAUGAAGCACAUUAAUCCGCUUUACAAGGGGUGUAGAGCCUAACUGGCAUAUUGUUAAGACUGUCGCUCUCCUCAUCCUCGGAUGAGGUGAGGAGAGAAGGAUCUUCAGACCAAAACGCAGCUUCAGGGAAAUAAGCCAUCUUUAUUAUAAAUACGACGGCAACACGAAACAAAAACAAAACACUUUCAAAACUACAAAAACAAGAAAACGACGUAGACGACAAAACCUGAACAUGAACUUACUUAACUGAAACGUAAAACUCACGGACAGGAAACAGACUACAUCGAAACGAAACAAACAGCCAAACAGUCCCGUAUGGUAAAUCCAUGAAACGACACAGGAGACAAUCACCCACAAACAAACAGUGAGAACGCCCUACCUAAAUAUGACUCUUAAUUAGAGGAAAACGCAAACCGCCUGCCUCUAAUCAAGAGCCAUACCAGGUAACCCAAAACCAACAUAGAAACAGAUAACAUAGACUGCCCACCCAAAACACAUGCCCUGACCAUAAACACAUAAAAAACAACAUAAAACAGGUCAGGACUGUUACAGAACCCCCCCCUCAAGGUGCGAACGCCGGGCGCACCAGCACAAAGUCCAGGGGAGGGUCUGGGUGGGCAGUUGACCACGGUGGUGGCUCCGGCUCUGGACGCUGUCCCCACACCACCAUAGUCACUCCCCUCUUCUGUCUACCCCUGCCAAUGACCACCCUAAAACUACCUUCCCCUAAAUAAACGGCCAGCACCGAGACAAGGGGCAGCACCGGGACAAGGGGUAGCACCGGGACAAGAGGCAGCACCGGAACAAGGGGCAGCACCAGGAUAAGGACCAGCACCGGAAUAAGGGGCAGCACCGGGACAAGGGGCAGCACCGGGACAAGGGGCAGCACCGGGACAAGGGGCAGCACCGGGACAAGGGGCAGCACCGGGACAAGGGGCAGCACCGGGACAAGGGGCAGCACCGGGACAAGGGGCAGCACCGGGACAAGGGGCAGCACCGGGACAAGGGGCAGCACCGGAACAAGGGGCAGCACCGGGACAAGGGGCAGCACCGGGACAGAGAGAUAAAUCAAGACAGAGGGAUAGAUAAGAAUAUAGAGGUAGAUCAAGAUAGAGAGGGGGAUCAGGAUAGAGGGGCAACUCCGGACUGAAAGGCAGCUCCGGACAGAGAGACAGCUCUGGACUGAUGGGCAGUUCUGGGUAUCUAGCCGUUUCAGGCUGAAGGGCAGCUCAUGGCUGACUGACGAAUCUCGACGCUCAUGGCUGGCUGACGGCUCUCGACGCUCAUGGCAGGCUGACGGCUCUCGACGCUCAUGGCAGGCUGACGGCUCUCGACGCUCAUGGCAGGCUGACGGCUCUCGACGCUCAUGGCAGGCUGACGGCUCUCGACGCUCAUGGCGCUCUGACGGCUCUCGACGCUCAUGGCGCUCUGACGGCUCUGGCUGCUCAUGGCUCUCUGACGGCUCUGGCUGCUCAUGGCUCUCU
Messenger RNA from Salvelinus fontinalis (brook trout), 4565 nucleotides. RefSeq names its product F-box protein 15 (gene fbxo15). Bases 754 to 2271 code for a protein of 505 amino acids. Lineage: Eukaryota; Metazoa; Chordata; Actinopteri; Salmoniformes; Salmonidae. The transcript is spliced from 12 exons. Gene Ontology annotation, molecular function: protein binding. The record is from RefSeq and is a predicted model, not a curated record.